This is a messenger RNA of Toxorhynchites rutilus septentrionalis, 16045 nucleotides long. RefSeq names its product baculoviral IAP repeat-containing protein 6 (gene Bruce). Gene Ontology annotation, cellular component: nucleus. Gene Ontology annotation, molecular function: ubiquitin conjugating enzyme activity; protein binding; cysteine-type endopeptidase inhibitor activity. Lineage: Eukaryota; Metazoa; Arthropoda; Insecta; Diptera; Culicidae. The record is from RefSeq and is a predicted model, not a curated record. The coding region runs from base 409 to 15024 and encodes 4871 amino acids. Gene Ontology annotation, biological process: apoptotic process; regulation of cytokinesis; negative regulation of apoptotic process. The transcript has 20 exons.
UUGCGAUAGUACAAUACGACACACGCAACACACAUACAGGAGAUAUUCGUCCGAGACUAGAAGAAGGAAAAAGGUUGAUUUUUUCACGCGUAAAAUUGUUUGUGUUAAAGGAACAAAAAGGAGUGGAAACCCGUCAAAAACUGUGCUCGGAAAAGUGGUCCAUCUUCGGAAUCCACUUACAGUUGACUGAAGCCGCGGCCAGCUGGUCUUUUUUGGUCGGAUGUCCCCAAAAGUGCACUGCUAGCAGGAAAAAAUGUGAAGCGAACUCAUCCGAAAAAUAGUUUUUUCAUUGACUCGAGGAAGUAAACAUAUCUGGUGCUAGCGGGGGAGAGUUUGUAAUAGUGACAAAAGCGGAAGAACAAAAGGGUGUGUGUAAUAGUUGUGUGAGAGUGAUUUUGGAAGGUUGCGAUGGCCAACAGCGACGACCAAUGGCUGAAAGAGGAUGGUUAUUUGAACGUCGAUACCGAAUCGGUCCGCAUUGUGUAUCAUCCGUUCCUGAACGUGAUCCUCGUGUUCGCGCGGUCGGGAGAGAUCAAAGUGCUAGAUGUCAACUCCGGAAUAAUCCUUCAGAGCUAUCGGAUUUCGGAAGACCUCCCGGCCAAUUGCCGCUACCUACCCGACCAGGAUAAGAUAUUGUUCUGGAAUGGGCGCAACAUUUCGAUGCGUGGUGAUUACAAUGGGGUUCUUCUACUGGACACCAUUCUACAGGCACCCAUCGGCCAGGCUGACGAUAACAUUCGAAUAGAACUUCUUCUCUCGGAGGCCGUCCUUUUCCUUCAAUGUCUCCAAAAUCUAGAGCAGCACGGUUUGGAGAAUACUGCUGAUGUAACAAACGAACUGACGCUUAAAAUUGGUGAAGCACAGCAGCAUGCAAAGCGGGGUAUAAAAGCGCAAAAGUGGGAAACAAUCUGCUUGGAACUGCCACAUUCUUCGGUGCGGAUGGUCGCCGGCGGAAUGGUCAUGCAAUUGAAGCGGCUGGAUAGACAUAUCCCUGCGUUGUCGAUUGCAUCCGCCAUCAACGAGCGGCUAACGGACCUACUGGAAGGGGCUCGUGUAACGGAACCUUCAGCACUGAACCGAUUCCAUAUGUUUUCCGAAGCAACCAGAAGACAUACCUUCGAAGGAUGGCCCCACAUGGACUAUAAGUGGGUGCUACCGGAUCAAAUGGCUCAAGCCGGUUUCUACCACUUUCCGGGGGACAAUGGAAACGACGAUCGAGCCAUGUGUUUCACAUGUAAUGUGUGUUUGGUUUGUUGGGAGAAAACCGAUGAGCCCUGGAGUGAGCAUGAACGUCAUUCGCCUGAAUGCCCAUUCGUGAAGGGUGAAUUCACCCAGAAUGUUCCACUGUCGGUAACGUACGCCACGAGUCCGGCGGUUUCCACCGACGGAUUUAGCAUUAUUUCCACUGGUGAUCGGGGCAAUGUCUUCUGCACGGGUAACGCCUCUGCGGAUGUCACCGUGUGGAAUAUCGAGCGACAGUUGAAGAAAGUUUACGAUUUUAAGGUGAAACUACAUCCGGACAUUCUAACCACAACCACCAUUAGCUCCGAUGCAACGGUGAACGGGAUCGAGCUAACAGCACUUGCCACAUAUUACGUGAAACCAGCAGGAGCAACCAGCAAACCGAAAGCCACUCUUUCUUUGAAGCCAAAAAUGCUCGGAACCAAGAUUAUCUGUGGAAUACGAGUCAACAGCACAGAACCAGAGGUAGAUCCAGACGAAACCGAGACAACGCUACUCUUGAUUGUGUACAACAUAGAGGACAUCUGCAACUCAGACGAAAACCUGGCAAACCAAGGCGGCAUCAAGCAAACAACUGUAACGAAUGCGUCCGGUGGGAGCAGCAUCCCACCGGCGAAGAAAUCCUCACUGAGCACUAUCUAUGAGAAGUACGAAGAUGAUUUCAUCAAGUUUCUUUCGCAGAGCAAAGAUUCGGAAAUUUUAUCAAUCGAUAAGUUAAUGCAUAUUGAUGCUCUGAAGAAGGAUGAAGCAUUGCUGAGCCAGCAGUUUGGUGCCAAACUAGACGAUACGCUGAGCAAACUCAUUGAGGCUUCCGCGACGUCGGACAAACUGGCGGUUGAGGAUUUCCCGUUGGUGGCUAAGCCAUUGCCGAUGAAUUUAGGCCACGCAACAGUGAAGGGUCCAACCAGCUUGGUUUUCUCACCGUUGGAUUGCAGCGGCGGAAACUCGACCGGUCAGAUUUUGCCCAUUAAGAAAUUGCUGCCGGGAAGUUUGAGUGGUAAUAGCAUCGGAAGCACUACGGGUGCAACUCUUGCCAGCAGCAGUAACGUGACCACCACCCUGUCCACGGCUACAAGUUUCGUUUCGUCCAGCUGUGACAUCAGUUGUAUUCCUCUGCAGUACAUCGAGAUUCCUCCGAUGUGCACCGAGUCGUAUGAUAACUACCAUAUUGCGGAUGUCAUUCCUUCAAGCGACAACAAGCACCUGCUUGUGGUGCUACGGCUCAAGCAAAAGGAAAAUAAAGAAAACAAAUCAAGCAGGCAGGAUGAAAAGAAGAAGGACGAAAAAACGGACAAUGGAAUGGAUGUGCAAGAGGAAGAAAUACCCGAGGAGAUUGAGGAGGAAGAUGAGUGGAGAACGAUUCUUUACUUGUACUAUCUGAACGAGGAAGGUUUGAUAAAGACUAAUGAUCCACUUGUGAAAUGGCUGACAGAUGAGGAGAGUCCGAACGAGAUUGUGAUGAUGCCGAAAUGUGACGGCAACGCACUGUGUUUCGGAGGCCCCGAAACGGAGCAUGGUAUUUUCGUUAUGACAUGUGAGGAUGGCAAGCUCAGGAUUGUCUCGAUGAAAACGUUAAACAUCAUAUCCGAAGCGAGCGUGAAAGAUGAUAACUUUGUUUCGGCGAUAUACUGCAAGAGUUUGGAGAGGCUGUGCGGUUGCACAGCCAAGGGCUGCCUACAUUUCUACUCUUUCUACGAUUUGGACGCCGAUUCAAGCGAUGAGCGGGAUGACGACGUAAAUGUGAUCAUAAGUAAUAACAAACUCGUCGCGGGGAGUGACCGAAUCCCGAACAGCUCAUCGGAAGCGUCUGCAUCGUCUACCGCUACGAAUAUGUUGAAAUUUGAGGCUACUCCGUCAACGUCAUCCUCUCCCGCACAGGCUCCAAUAAUUACUGCUGGAGGCGCGAAUUCUUCUGGGGAUACAUGUGAUCUGUUGUUGGCGUACAAACCGGAGCUAUCCGUCAAUACGCUGAAAGUGCUGUACUCACUGACGUUGUUCAAUGAAAUGCUAACGCCGUACUCAGCCGAAGUUCCAGGUUGUUGGAGCGAGCUUGAGCAGGCUCAGAAGCAGCGGAGACAUCCGCAGCAUCUACGGCCGGGAGAUGAUACACACCUAACCAAGACAUGGAGACUGCACAAUGAUGCCACCAACUGGGAUGAACAUCUCAUUGAGCUGAACCUUCCGAAAUGCACUUCUCUAGGUCACAUUGAUUUCAAGUUUUCGCUAUACCAGCCAUGCAGCAAUCCACCGGCGAUUCAAGUCACCCUGCUGAAGCAAAAAUCUAUCGGACUAUGCUCACGGCGCAAAACGCAAUCCAUCAAUCGUGUGGAUGAAUCCAUCAAUUUUAACAUUGGUUCCAGCGAUGGGAAAAAUUCGAUUGAAAAUCCCGUUCUCAGCGAGGAGUACCUGCAGGCAAGAAACGCUGAAAUUCUCGUUGGACCGAUUGAGCUGGCAUCGUGUAUGGAUUUGAGCGAACAAGCUGGCUCGGUUACACUGGCCAGUCCGAAGUUACUGAAAUCGAAAGGUCGCAACUAUCUGUUGCACAUCAAAACGAUGACCGAUCUUUCCAAAGACGGGCAAGCUAAAACAAGAGUUCCAGUGCGUAAGAAGGGCAUAACCAGCAUCCUGCUAACAUCAUUCGCAAAUAUCUCGCAACAAAAUCACGGUACAGCUUCGAACCCCGCAGCCGCAGCAGCAGGUGCGGCGGGUGCAGGUGCUUCGGGUAAGGAUGGCGUCAGCUUUUUCCCCGAUUCCGCCAGCCACAAUAAGCCACGCAAAAAUGACUUUUACAUAGGCUGCGACUGGUUGAACGAGAUCUCGAUCACGGUGCGUUCCACACGACAGGUGUACAAGAUCGAAAACGAACGGACCCAACGUUUGGCCAUGCUAGAGUCCAACCUGCUGCUGGAAAACCUCCUCAAGCUGCUAUAUAGCGAUGAUGAAACUAUUCAGGCGCAACACAAUUUGAUCUUCGAUGUGCUCAUGUGGAUUGUUUCAAUUCGGAUGAUGCGAUAUCGCUACCCGAGAAAUCCGUUUGCGAAAAAGAAUCUGCCAGCGGGGCUUAAAGAUGUGGCAUCCGGUGACAUCAAUGUCCAGCAGUCGGAGUGUAUUCAGAUAAUCAAACGUCAUCUGGUGGAGGUGAUUCGGAAUUGUAUCGUGCUGGGCAAUCGAAGUAUUGCCCACAAGUGUGUUAAGUUUGUUACCGUUGCACUGGAGGGAGCCCAAAAUAUGACCGACAAGGACAUGUGUAACUCGUUCGAGAAAACGCUCAAGCAGGCAAUCAUCAGCUGUUUGCCGGAGAUUGUCAACUGCAAGCAUGCAGGGGCACUGCGUUGGUUCACACUGUUCAUAUCGGGUACCUCGACGUGCGAUUCGCACGGUCCCAUCUCGGAAAAGUGUAUCUCUCUGCUGAAAGAUGUCGCAAACGAGAUGAAGAAACGAAGCAAUCCAUACACUGCGCUAUUGCGGACCCGUUUCGGGCUGUACGGAUCACCGUUCGAGUCGGAAAUCUUCGACUCCCAGCCGUUGACGUCCAAGAACACCAAUGUAACGUACACAUGUUCGAUUACCAAGACCACGGGCACCGGCGCCAAUAAUCAGUCGACUGAUUUGCGCUCCGUCUGUGUCGCCGAUGGAUCUGAACUGAAGUUUCUCCCCCUGCAGCUGAGACGCAAAGGAAUCGGGAAUCACUUCAAGGGUCUGCUCGAGGUGGAACCGCUGCACUAUGUGUGUAGUUCCACGUCGGAUGCGACCCGACUGGAGAACAUCGACGCUAACAACAUCCAAGCAACGAACAUUAUCGAUGAUUUCCUGAUGGAGAAUAGCACACAGAAUAAUAUCGAAACCGUUCAGAACCAUAUUAAACAGGAGGAAAAGGAAAAUCUAGAUGAUGACAUGAUGAACAAUGUGAAAAACAUUCUGGUGGACAAGAUCUUUUACUCGGCACUGAAGAAACAUAAAAUGAAGGACGAUUUUAACGAGGCAAAGGCAACCACGGAAGAAAUCGAUUCCCAGAACGUAAACUUUGACAUCGAAACCUGGGGACCCUCGAACGAACCGAGGAUUGUGUUCGGCGGUGGAAAUGGAAAUGAUCCGACGAUAAUUGACGACAACUCGCAAGCGUCGAUGUCUUUGAACAACAAAAUUCAGGAAUUUUUCGAGGAUAACAAUGCGGACGAGAAUGCUAACGGAUUGCCGUGGCAUAAACUGUUGAGCACUCCGCCGAAGCAGACGAUUGUGGUGGAGAGGAUGCAUUCGGGAGCGAUGCGCUACAUAACGCUCGAUUUCGGAGCACCUAUUAUGUUGACUGAUUUGAUCAUUCCAGUGUGUUCGGAUUUAGCUUCGCUAUUCAUUGACAUAUGGUGCUUCGAGGAGGAAGCCGACAGUGUGCGUUUGGUGGUUUCGCAAGAUAUAGGAACGCGAACGUUGGUGCUGAGUGAUCUUCAGCCGCCACCAAUUUGUCGCUAUCUGAAGAUAACCAUCACCGGAAGGUACGGCAUGUCGGCAACGCGAUGCAGAAUUCCCAUGGGUUCGUUCUAUGGUCACAUCGUGAUUUUAGACCGCGAAGGAUAUGCCGAUCCCGUCAUGAAAUAUUUGAAAAAUAAGAAAAGUAAUCUUACGGCACAGAUGAAAAUCCUGAAGGCACUCUACGAAGAUGUCCACUGUCGGUAUUGCUUGUCCAGCAGUAAACUGAUGGAUCUACUCCAACCCCUGAUAAACAGCGAGUCUUCGAAUAUUGCCCACAUGCAGGCAUUCCUGAAUCGGAUAAAGGAGAACAGCAACGAGCAAGCUGGACCGAGCCAUUUGGGUGGUGGAUCCUAUCAGGACAACCAAAAAGUUUACGCUGUAUACGAAGAGUGCAUGGCAUUCCAGCAUCAGUUGAACGUUAUCCAACGAGUGAUUAAUCGCAUCAAAGGACCAAUUCCUUCGGCGAGCCUUCCGAAACCACUCAAGCCGGGAGCGGAUCUUUCGUCAAUCUACACCGACAAGCUGCGCGUCCUGAGCGAAUGUCUCAUAGAAACGCUUCUCCAUCUCAUCACAACCUAUGGCGUGCAGAACGUGGCAAACAUUUAUCCUUACUUCGAUCUGGAAACUUGCAAUCUUCUAUUUGACACGCUGGCCAUCAAUGGGGACACCCACGUGCAACUGGCGACAUGCUCGAUGCUGGUGCGAAUAUGCUGCUUCCAGCCGUGGUGGGGAGAAUUUCUCGCGGAAAAGUUCCUCAAACUGUUCUCGUCCCAAAAUAGUUGCAUCUUUCCCCAGGAUCGGGUCUUCUUUCUGUUGACCUAUCUCGGUCGGAAGAGCAUCUCAAUGGGAAGUUGCCGUGCCAACGUAAUCGAUGCAAUUUUGAAGAGUCUAGCUACUCUGUUGGCCCCGCUGUCGCAGAAUAGUGCUAGUGGAUUGAACAUCUGGUGCAAUACGGAUCUGAAUCUGCUGGGAUGGAUAUUGCUUUUUCUGUCCGUUUGUCUAGACGAUGGAAUCAUGGAUGGGAAGAAGGACCAGAGCAACUUGCGAUGGGAUUUUAUGUCCGGUGAGACGGAUAUGGUGAAGGCGCGACUGAAUAUUGGUAACGGUGGCUUGAGAACGCUUACGAGAACUUUCAAGAAACGAUACCUCCAGAGUAAGCAUUACAGUUCCAGUGGGAACAGCAACGCAGUGGCGGAGAAAAUGUACAUGAUGAAUUCGGAUGCCCUGCAGGGAACCGCUAGCAAGCUGGAGAUGGCCCUCAAGCAGCAUGAAAAUCAGCUGAAGAAGCUACAGAACAGUGUGAAACAAUCGUUCGGUGAUUACUUCAAUGAGAUCAAUAAGGUCAAAGCGACACGGCUGUCGAACGGGGAUGGGAUCCAGAAGGGUUCGGCAUCCGGCAGUGGAAGUGCCAGCGGGAGUAAUUCCAAAGAUAACAGUUCGGACGGAAGCGCUAACGACAACGAGACGGCUUUCGAUAAGGGUUUAAAAACGUUAAAAAUAGGAAAUAUCAUAGUGGUGAUUCGUGGGCUGAUCGGUCUUAUUUUGAGUAUGGAUUUUACCUGUAAUAUGGACUUGUUUUUGAUCACUUGUAAGAUCAUCGCUCGGCUGGUGUUAGCCUGCAGACCCGUUGUGCAGCUGUCGAAGAUUAUCACCACCAAUCAGUUGCUGCAGUUGGUUCGAAUUGCGGUUUGGGAAAAUCAACAGCAACCAUGGGCUGUCCACGCUAUAACAUGUCUGCUUCAAGACGUGCUAGAAGCGGAUAAGAAUUACAAGGACGAAGAGAACGACUCUGGUAACUCUUCCGGAGACGAGGCUACGGCCUCCUCGGAAUCUUCAUCAUCCAUUCGUCCACCGGCACCCCUCGAUACCGCAUUCAAACCAGUAAUGCAAAGUAUGCAGGUCACAAAGGAUAUUAGCUACGCGGACGCUGUCAAGAAUCAGCUGCCCUCUCUGAUGGAAUGUGAUGACGCCGAUAUGGAAGACAUUCUCAUUCUGGACGAUAUGCUGGAACGAGAAAAACGGAUAUUCAAGAAAGACACCAAUGCGAAUAAUUCGAGUGGAAAGAAUGGGCUCACAUUUUUGUACAAUAUUGCUUCCAGAACCGUUUCCACCGCGAUGGAUGCUCGAUUAGAGACCGGACUGGACACAAACGUGGAAAUAACGCUGAGACGACUGGCGUUGAAGGCUACCUUCAAUAUGAUCGCAAGUCUCCCGCAAAUGGUUGUGACGGAUCCGCUGAGCUUGAACAAUGUCGAGCUAGCCGCCUGGCCAGAACCAAUCGUGGACGCUUGGUCCGGAGCGGAAUACCAGCAGGGAUUGGACACCAACACGAUGCUCACGGAAGUGUUCGAUAAUAUUUUAUGCGAUCUUCACCUCGUUGACUCGUGGCUUAAUCUGGAGAAGAUACUUCAGCUUUGGUUGACCUUGAAUGGGGAAACACUGGAGCAAGUUCCGGGCAAUAGUGGGACCGGUCUUAAUGCGUACUCCUUUCCUAAGAUCCCCUUCGGUGAUAGAGCUGUUCAUGGUCUACUGAAGGCGUUGGCUUCCCAUCCGAAUAUAAAGCUACGCGCGUGGUGUCUCGGCUUCCAGUGCCUGAUUCUGGCGUGUAAGCCCCAUUUCGAAGCGGAUUAUAUAGAUGCCAACUCGACCACCAGUGACAACCAUUUCCGCAAGAUGGGUAAUCUGAUUGUGACCGAUGAAAACUUUGAAAAAAUGCUGCUGCGGUUUUUCUCCGGGGUGGACCAAUCAGUUUCGUCGUUGGAUAGUAAUCGAUAUGCUGGACCCACCGUUUGCAAGCUUGUGCUGGAAUUGUUUAUUUGGCUAGAACUGAAGUGCAACGUUAAGGAGAAACUGAAGGAAAUUUUGCUAAAGGUAAUCCUACAUUUGGUGCAAUUUGGAGGUGCCAUCUCUAACCAGCAAGGCCCGAUUGAUGCCCAGAGCCAGCUCAUUAAAGAAUUGCUAUCCUUCUCGUACGAUAAAAGUGAUCUCGGAGUGGCGAUGAGCAUUAUAGAAUGUGUUUCUCAUCUCGUGUACAACAAUAUCGUGAACGUGGAAAAACUCUACUGCUAUCGGGCGUCCGAGACGAGCAACUCGACUAACAUUUUCGGUACCCGUUUUGGCAGCCUGUUCGCUACCGUGCUCGGUUCGGAGAAUGCUCGCCAGUGUAAAACCGUAACCGACAGCACCCUGCUUAUCGACCUGCUGAAGCUUGCAUCCAUCCUGGUGUAUACGAAAAAUCCCCGCUCUGGAGAAGACAACACUGCGUCGUCAGCGCAUGAGAACGUUCCAUUCAACAAUGAACUGGACACUUCCAACGAGAGCCAAACGGACGAGAUAAAAGCCGAGCAGCAAAACAUCGAGCCCAGGCCGAAGACUCCCUGCUUUGCGGACACCGUGCUGCAGCAUAGUCCCACCAUGACGCGACUGUUUAGCUCCCUGUCGCACUGCUCUAAUUCGUCGUUCGCAAUGCUGGUGGCGUCUUCCAUGUAUUCGUCUACGAUGAGUGAUUCUAAAAGUAAUACGCUGAGCGAACCGCAAACCGUGGCCGACGCCGUGUUCCAGCUGCUACUGUACCUAAGCCGAACGGCAACUCAAAGUAUUCUCGUGGUAAAACCGUUGUUCGACUACAUAAACAAUGCCACAAGUAUGCGACAUGCUAUGCCCAAGCUACAAAUGUCCGAACCGUUCCUGUGGUUCAUUCUCAAAGUGCUGGAAACAUCUUCGUCAGUUGCGAUAUUCACUGAGAUGGGCGGUAUCAAGGUACUGUGCGAGAGUCUGGUGAGAAGCAACCGCGCGUUGAUCAACACACAACCAAGCCUCGUUUCGAUGAUCAUGCAGCGUUUGUCGAAAUCAUCCAACAUGCAAGUCAGUCCCUCCAGUAGUUCAUCGAAGAAAAGCUCGAUCGCUGCCACCCGUAAUGAGGAUGGCUUAAUAAAUUUUGCACCUUAUUGUACAAUCUCUUCGGAGAACCACACCGCUCAGCCAGCGGAUAUGCUAAUCCAAGCGCCUAUAGCGUCUCAUCGGAGGGCUCGCAAUCCCGCCUGGAGUUACUUGUUCUAUCCAAAUGAAUCACACGUUGAUCUUACGAUCACUCUGCCGACGGCAGUUCUGCUGAAGGAGGUCCAACUACAGCCUCAUUUGUCCACCCUUGCGUCGUGUCCAUCGGCAGUAGCCAUAGAAAUAACCCGGGACAGCAAUCUUGGCCCUAUUCCCAUCACCCAGCCAAUGUCCACAGUGGGAAUGACGUGCAUUCGAUUGAAGUUCGCCCAACCGGAAAUCGCCACAAGUGUAAUCAUUCGGUUGUAUCGACCGCGCGAUGCGUCGAACAUUGGACUCACGCAAAUAUCGGUCCUCGGAACGACAACAUUUAGCGACGUGAAUUACGCAACAGGAGCGGGCCCAAGCUGGGCCAAUCCUCCCAGCGGUGGUGGCAUUGUGAAGUCCGCUAGUGACAGCUUGAAUGAGUAUCACAAUGAUGACGAUAAGAUUGCAAAGACCAGUCUGGGAUGGUUGCGCAUCCUCGCGCAGUGCUUUAGCGUUGUAAUUUACGCUUCGGAUCAGGAGCUCUCCAAUCGCGUAAUCAUGGCUACCACAGAAGUUCCAGGCUUUCUUGAAGCAUGCUGUUCACUGUUAAAUAUCGCUCCAAGCAGUCCGAAUUUUGCACUCCAAAAUCUCGAAACAGUGCUAUUGAAGCUGGGCUUGCACAGUAAAGAGUUUGGGCUUAAGUUGAUCAACAUUUUGCUGAAGGAAAGCAUUCCGCAAACUUUCCAACUGUGCAACGAUUCUAUUUCGGACCUUCUGUAUCACUUAUGUACGACCCAAAAUGAUUACACUCGGGAUCGGCUUGAAGCCCUACUGUCCUGGGUUCAGAGUCUUUUCGGACGGUAUCAGCAGAACCAGUCAAACCGGUUCGUACUGCACGCAACGAAUCCUUACAGUGGAUUUAUUAAAUGUUUAGCCUCGAUACUGUGGCAGGCAUGUGCCUUGGAUCUGAUACCGAAUCUCUCAACAAUGAUCACCAAGGAACUUUUCGAAACGCUGUACGAGUGGAACCAAGAGCUGGAGCACAAUGAACCGCUGAAGAAAGCAAUUGACUCGGUUCUCUGUUCGAUCUGCUGUAUUCGUCCGGAGCUGUUUACGAUGCUGUUGAAGCGGAUGGGAGUUUUGGUGCCGAAUUUGUCAACCGAUUUGACUGCCUCCAUCUCGGACGAUCGCAAAGAUGGCGAAUGCAUUACCGAUGACAUCAAACAGGAGGAGUCGGACGCAGCCGAGUGGUACAGUCAUUUGGUGAUUGAAGAUCUGUCUCGGUUGAACUUGACCAAGUCGCAACUGGCAACCAUUUCGAUUGCCUGCCAAUCGCCACUCGCCGUGCAGCAGUUGAUUGAUUCCGGUUUGCCCAAUUUACUUACGUCGGUAGUGCUGGAGUUUUGCCAUCGUGCAAUGAAUGGUGGUGGUGGUGGUGUCAGCCAGAGCCAGAGGGAAAGGUCUCCUCCGGUUGUAAGAGACAAUCGAGCAGUGUUUGAAGAAGAGCAAGCUUCAGCUGCUACUGCUGCUGCCGCCGUCAACGAUUCAUCGGCUGACGAAGCUGAUUCCUGUAUGACUGAUGCCGACAAAGAGCAUCACAAGUACUCCAGUGGUUGUUCGAAGGACGUUGUCUAUCCUAUGGUGAACAUUCGGAAAGUUACCGAAAUUUUAGCGUUUUUCACGGAGAUCUGCUCAGAAGGUCACAUGCGUGAUUGGCUCGGUUGCUUCGAAGGGUCCAUUUUCUGGGAACCAUUACUGCUAUUGCUCUGCAAUAACAAACUAGCAAACAUUUCACCCGAAGUGACACCCCAAGCGUGCCUCGACCUGGAAGAAUGCCUCAUAAAGUUCCUCUCCAAAGUUACAUCUUGCCAUCCGAAGAAUCAAGAAGUAUUGACGUUGAAUCUGAUUGCUGUUAUCCGCAAGUCUGAUAUGGGUAACGUUACGAAUGGAGGGCCGUUCGUCAGCAAUAUGACUCCGACUGGUUUCAGCAGCUCGAAUAAUCGCGUCACAAAUGGUGGCAAAUCCUGUAUAUCGGGCUUCACGCGGCGAUUGGUUCUUCAAAUUUUACUCGAAAGCGAGCGGAUCAUGGUGGCUGUCAGGAGCGACUUGCCACUGGUGAACAAGGACCAAAAUCUGUACAACAUCAGCAAUCAUCCCUCGAAACGACCAAAUGCUCACUUUUUGCUGUUCAAUGUGAGCACAAAUUCCAAGUGCCAAGCGAUACUGGAUAAUUAUGCGACAGUUUACAGCCAAAUGAUGCCGACCCUACCGUUCGAUGGUCGUGAAGCACUGGCGGGGCUGUCGAGUGGUUCGCAAGUUCCGUUGGGUAGUGACAGUCGUAGGGAACUGUGGGAGAUGGGAUUAGGUAUGGAGUUCCUCAGCGUGGCUGCCGGGGUAACCGCAAAAGACAAACGAAUGAAGGAAGCGAAGAAUCAGGCGACAACCAUGAAGCAGAAAGAUAUUCUCUCAAUGAUCAGCAACUUGAAGAUCGACGGCACAAAAUUGAACACUGUGGAUGGUAUAGCACUCACACACAGCGCUGUUCCCAACGGUGUAAUCACGAGCGAUACCACAAUUUCACAAGUCCUAGCUAUGUUGAAGUCGGUUGGCAUAUCGCUCUCAACGCCUUGCGUCAACUUGAACCUGGUCGAAGUUAAAAACAAGCCGGACCUUGAUCUGACCUGCGAAAGCAGCAGUUCAUCGUCUUCGUCACCAUUGCUCAAGGCGGCAGAUUUCAUUCCGAUCCCAUCGCCACUGCAGAUAUUCUCCAGCCACGGAGGACUUUCGCUAUUGGCACAUUAUCUGCCAACGGUUUAUCCUGAGUCACCCAAGGCCCAGCAUCAGUUCGGCGAUAAGGACAAGAGCCCUCCCGGUGGGGACUGGGUGAAGGUCGAACAGAACGAGGAAAUUUACGAGGACCUGGACGAUAUUUUGGCAGAUUCUUCCCCAAAAACACAAGUCAUUUCAGCCGUUCCGCAGCAUUCGUUGGCAGCGUUCGCACUGUUUCUCAAAUUACCGCCCUACUCGGAGGUACUCCUGCGGGACAAGCUGCGGGCCCAGUGUUUACUUCGGUUGAUUCUGGGCGUGACCGGUGAUGGCGAAGGGAAUGAAAUAUACAGCCUUGCGCUCUCUUCUUCACUGCCAACCCUUCCGUUUGAAGUGUUCCGACAAUUGCUGGACAGCUCGCCUUUGACUACCGAUGAUGGAGUACUGCUCAGACGGAUGGUGAUAGAAAUCGGAGCGAUCCAUCUGGUACUGAACUGUUUGAGUAUUUUCACCCACCAUAACAGCGCUUACACCAGCAACUCCAAUUCGUCUGAUAAUAUUCAAUCGAGCACCAGCAACAAAACAGUACCCAGCACCUCCGGAAACGGCGCCGACGAGCAAGUCACAAACUCGGACGAUAAAAGUCAUAUGUAUUGGGCGAAAGGAACCGGUUUCGGUACGGGCUCCACCCAGCAAUCCUGGAAUGUGGAGCAAGCUUUACUCCGACAGAAAAGCGAAGAAGAGCAUGUAACCGUUCUGUUGCAGGUUCUUUCGAGCUACAUCAAUCCUGGUGACAAAGUUCCCUUGACGGUGGACAAUGAGCGCUUGAGCUAUCGCGAAUGUAGCGAAACUCUCCCCGAAUUGCCGCCAAUUUUUCUCGAUCUGCUACAGCACUCUUGCCUGAUCCCUGCGCUUAGCUCGUAUUUGAGGAAUGAUUCAGUAUUGGACAUCACAAGGCACAUUCCUUUGUACCGGGCUAUUUUGCAACUGCUUCGUGCUAUUUCACUCUCGAACCAGCUUGUGUCGUUACUGGUGAACAAGAAUAACGAGGGUAGAAUCUCGAUCGCUUCCCUGCUGUCCAACAUGAAGGCUUGCGUGGAUACCUAUGCGAGUCGAUUGAAGGUUAACAAGAAGUCAAAUCUGAAGGGUCAAACCCAGAAGAUUACGGUUAGCCUAGACGAUGGCGAUGACGAGGGGCUGGCACUGCUCAUUCCGGACAUUCAGGAAACUUCGCUGCUGGUACAAAAUGCAACCGACAUUGAAACCAUCGCGACGGAGGAGGAAAACAAGGAAUAUAUGCCAAGGCCGGUGGCAAAGUCCGUCGAAGAAAAAUAUAUGGAAUUGAUGAAGGCACUGCAGUUUGAUACGUUCGAAAUGAUCGCUGAAACGGAAAACGGCUAUCGGUUCACCAUCUCGCACCACUUUGAGUCAAACGUCCGGAUGGCAGGCGACCGGGGCCACCCGGGGCGAGUGAAACGGCUAGCACAGGAAACGGUCACCUUAUCUACCAGCUUGCCACUGUCCUACAGUAGUUCCGUGUUCGUACGCUGUGAUACCGAUAGGUUAGAUAUAAUGAAAGUAUUAAUUACUGGUCCGGCCGAGACGCCGUACGCGAACGGUUGCUUCGAGUUCGACGUGUACUUCCCGCCCGAUUAUCCCAACUCACCGAUGAUGAUCAAUCUGGAGACGACCGGCCGCAAUACGGUACGAUUCAAUCCGAAUUUGUACAACGACGGUAAGGUGUGCUUAUCGGUGCUGAACACCUGGCAUGGCCGACCAGAGGAAAAGUGGAACGCGCAUACGUCGAGUUUCCUGCAGGUACUCGUCUCAAUUCAAAGUCUCAUAUUAGUGCCGGAGCCAUACUUCAACGAGCCUGGCUUCGAACGAAGCCGUGGGACGCCAAGCGGGACACACAGCUCACGGGAGUACAACAGCAAUAUCUACCAGGCCUGCGUGCGAUAUGCUAUGCUGGAACAGCUGAAAAAUCCUUGCCCCUGCUUCAAAGAGGUGAUCCAUACCCACUUUUGGCUUAAAAGAAACGAAAUAUGUGCACAAAUCGAGGAGUGGAUCACGGAGCUGAGUAAACCAUUGCAGAAUGAGCGAACUGGGCGAACGAUUUCCUUCAACUCAAUGGUACUUCGGCGACAGUACCGUCAGUUGCGGGAAGAACUGGCGAAACUGGAACCACCCGAAGGGUUGGAAGAUAUUGACUACCCAUUCAACGCGGGUAUGACACCGACCACGCCUACGAUGCAACUCGGAGUUUGUGGUAGCACUUCUUCCGGUACGCCCUCUGAGAUAGCUACGUCCAUGGAGAAAGACAGUACAAUCGAUCAUCAGCCAUCGCUGGAUGUCGUCGAGUUAGAGCUACAGGAGGACGAAGUUGACGAAGUUAUUGUAAAAUCGGACAUCGAAGAAGUUGCUGGAAGUAGCAGCAAUGAUAAGGGGACUAACAUUCUGGAUGAUGUACCGGAUGACAGUACGGAUCUAUCACCAGAAGAGAUUGUUCUCUCGAUGGUGUGGUAAGUUUCACUGAUUGAUCUCUGUUCGUCUAUUGUAUGUCGCUGUGUUAUUGAAUGUUCAUCCUCUGGAACCGAAUCCUCAUCGGAACAUCGGACGCCAUUCGCCAUCAUCGCCGUGUGUGAUGGUGCAGGGUCUAAACGAAAGUUUUUUCGAUAAUUUUUCAGAUUAUAGGAAAACCAAUCGCCGAACGUGUAUAUCCAUCCCCACUGUAGUAACAAAAAUUGUUACGAAAUAAAAAAAGGCAAACGAGCUAGGAAAUAUUGCAUAUUGUUUUAGGAAAUAUAAGUUGUCAGUAAAUUCCAAGUUUAGACAUUACACACGAAAACUGAUUAGCGCAGGCUCCAUUGGCGGAAGAACGGACCCAAAUUAGAGAGUUAAGAAAGAGAGGAGCUUGAGUUAUCGAACGAUUAUCCAAAUGGAACAAUUUGAAUCCAGACAAAAAAAACUACAUAAAAUUUAGCCAUAACAAAUAACAAUAAUAAAGCGGAAAUGAUUCCAACUAGGUUUCUUCUACUGACUUGUAAGAAUAAUGUAUUUUGUUUAUUUAUUUAUUGUAUAACAAGCAAAUAUGCAAGGACUAUGAAACACCAACAGGAUUCGCCCUUGUAUAGUACAGUACAGAAUCAAAACGAUUUUUAAACAAUCUAAAUAGAGCAACACUAUUUUUAAGUUUAUUUUUAUUUUCCUUUUACCUUCUGUUGGAAAAAAUGCCUAAUACUUUUUCACAACGCAUUCACUUUUUGGAUUACGUUCCGAAGUUUGAAUAAUACUUUACAGCUUGAAAUGUGCUGUAUGCUUAAAUCUUCGUAUCGCCCCAGUGAAUUUAAAAUUUACACACAGAAAAAGAAACAGCCAGUCAGGAACGCGUUGCGUUGCGAUUUUCAAUGGGAAUCAAACAUCUCUAUCAUAGCAACUAGAGGAGGGGAAUGCAAGUGGAAGUGAAACCGAAAUUAUACAAACAUCUUAUAUGGAUAUCAUGUAUUGAAGUAGAAUUACUUAUUGAUAAAUUCAUUGAAUAAAACUA